GUCCAAAAAGGCUGCUCUGAGCGUUUCCGCUGUCGCUAUUUCUUUUUCUGUCCUCCGUGGCAUGGCGGACGUGCUUUUAUAAGUUUAAGUCGCGGUAGUUUUUGGAUUUUACAAGUGAAUCCUCGAUCUAAAAUGAGUUUGACGGCAUCCCGCCCACUGGUUAGUGUCUAUUCAGACAAAAAUGAAGCCCUGAAGGAUAAGAACAUCGCGUUGCCGUACGUGUUCAAGGCACCGAUUCGGCCCGAUAUUGUGAGUGAGAUCUCGCAGCUGAUGCGCCGGAACAGGCGUCAACCAUACGCUGUCAGUGAAGCAGCUGGUCAUCAGACCUCGGCCGAAUCAUGGGGUACAGGUCGCGCUGUGGCUCGUAUCCCACGUGUUCGCGGUGGUGGUACUCAUCGUUCCGGCCAGGGUGCCUUCGGUAACAUGUGCCGCGGUGGUCGCAUGUUUGCGCCAACCAAAACCUGGCGUCGUUGGCAUCGUAAGAACAAUGUGAACCUAAAGCGCUACGCGCUGGUUUCCGCAAUUGCUGCUUCCGGUGUUCCGGCCUUAGUUCAAUCGAGAGGACAUGUUAUCGAUGGUCUUUCGGAGCUGCCAUUAGUCGUCUCGGAUGAAAUCCAGAAGUUCCAGAAGACCAAACAGGCCGUCUCUUUCCUUCGCCGUUCCAAGGUUUGGGCUGAUGUCCAGAAGGUAUACAAGUCGCAGCGUCUACGUGCCGGACGCGGUAAGAUGCGCAACCGUCGCCGUGUUCAGCGUCGUGGUCCAUUGAUUAUUUACUCGAAAGAUGAGGGUCUACGCAAGGCGUUCCGCAACAUUCCUGGUGUUGAUACCAUGAAGGUUUCCCGUCUGAAUCUACUGAAGCUGGCACCAGGUGGCCAUGUUGGCCGUCUUUGCGUCUGGACCGAGUCUGCUUUUGCCCAGCUAAAUGACAUCUAUGGCACCUGGAAAACUAAGUCCACCGUCAAGAAGGACUACAAUCUGCCGAACCCUCUUAUGGGUAAUACCGAUCUUGCUAGACUGUUGAAGAGUGACGAAAUCCGUAAGGUCUUGAAACCGACCAAGAAAGCCGUUCAUCGUCACGUGCGUCGUCUUAAUCCACUUACCAACACGCUCCAGCUGGUCAAACUGAACCCAUAUGCUGAAGUGACCAAGCGCCGGGCUCUUCUGGCCUCCAAGAAACGCAGGUGUGAGCGCAUCGUUGCUGCAUGCAAGGCCCGCGGCGUUGAGCUGGACAAGAAGAACAACGCAGUCAAAUACCUGGCCCAAGAGAAGAAUCGUGAGACUCAGUUGGCUAAGAACAGAGAACUGCGCAAGAAGAAGAUCGACGCUAAGAAAGUUGCAGCGAAGAAGAAGAGCAACUUGAAAAAGAAGAAGGCACGUAAGACCGUUAAAAAGCCGAAAACCAAGAAGUAAACCAGGAAAGUAAAUGAUUAGAGUGAACUAUCUUUCCAUAUUUACUGUAAAGAAUAAAAGCUGAAGCUUGCAUACCUGUGGUAUACAAAAUAA
Molecule: messenger RNA, 1503 nt
Organism: Toxorhynchites rutilus septentrionalis
Lineage: Eukaryota; Metazoa; Arthropoda; Insecta; Diptera; Culicidae
Gene: RpL4
Product: 60S ribosomal protein L4
Exons: 3
Coding region: 133-1410 (425 amino acids)
Biological process (GO): translation
Cellular component (GO): cytosolic large ribosomal subunit; ribosome
Molecular function (GO): RNA binding; structural constituent of ribosome
Source: RefSeq, a predicted model, not a curated record